Molecule: messenger RNA, 1329 nt
Organism: Camellia sinensis
Lineage: Eukaryota; Viridiplantae; Streptophyta; Magnoliopsida; Ericales; Theaceae
Source: RefSeq, a predicted model, not a curated record
AUGGUGAGAACAAGGAUGGAAGAUUCAGAGGAUUCUACCUCCGCACGGUUGGACAGAAUGGAAAGAAUGAUAAUGGAGAUGGCGGAGACUCUACGACAACAACAACAGCAGCAGCCACAACUACAACCGCCACCACCACCGGUACCUCCGCCUGUGGUGCAAGACUAUCAUGCUGAGGACCAAACUAUUACUCUUACAAAGGAAUUCAAGAAGAUGAAGCCACCAAUAUUUAAAGGGGGAAUUGAUCCGAUGAAAGCUGAAGCAUGGGUAUUGGGUGUGGAGAAGCUAUUUGAAGUGUUUCCAUGCACUGAAGCUCAGAAGAGUAUGCAAGAUAAGAAGGUGACCGAGUUUGAGACUCUGAGACAAGGGAAUAAGACUGUUGCGGAGUAUGAAGCCCAAUUUGCAAAACUAGCCCGGUUUGCACCCCACAUGGUGGACACGGAUUACAAGAAGUUACCCACAUAUGUUGAUGUAUUAGAGAGGGCUGUCAUGGCAGAGGGGAAUAUUACUGCACAGAAUCGAAUUUCCGAGUGGAAGGGGAAGAGGCAGAAUACUCAAGUAUCCAACGGGCCAACACCUCCACCAAACAAGAAACUAAAUUUGGGAACUUCAAGUGCUUCCACUCCUACUCGAGAUUCAGCCCCCAUUUGUUCAUAUUGUGGGAAGAAACACUGUGGGACUUGCUAUCGGGUGAUUGGAGCAUGUUUUAGGUGCAGUAAAACAGGUCAUCUGGUAAAGGACUGUCCUCAAAGGAAUCAACAAAAUGGAAAUAGAGCUACUACAAGUUCGGCUAGAUCUACACUAGCUCCCAACAUCAAGUCAGCUGCAAAGUCUACAAACAAUAAGGACACUGCUAGACAAGGAAAGGUGUUUGCGUUGGUUCCGGGUGAUGUGCAAAAUGCUGCAGCUGUGGUGUCAGGUGCAUUUAUUGUUCACGGUCAUUUUGCUCAUGUGUUGUUUGAUUCUGGUUCCACCCACUCCUUUGUGUCAAAAAUAUGUGUUCAAAAUUUAGAUAGAUCUGAGGAAUUAUUACCUUAUGUAUUAUGUGUGUCUUCACCUUUGGGGGUUUCUAUGGUUUGUACUUCUGUUUAUUUUGCUUGUGAACUCCUAAUUGGGGAGGUCCGGGUAUAUGGCAACUUGUUACCUCUUGACAUGACUCAUUUUGAUAUCAUUUUGGGAAUGGAUUGGUUAAGUGAGUAUCAAGCAACUAUUGAUUGUAUGACCAAGCAAAUUAGUUUCCACCCUCCGAGACAGUCAAAAUUCACUUUCAAGGGACAUGGAGUGAUCUCUCCACCUUACAUAAUUUCUGCCAUGAAGGCAUGCAAAUAA